AUGGUUUCAGUAAGCAACAGCCGCCUGGGCCACGACCCGGCCACGAAUAGUCGGAUGGUCCUACGAGUGACGGUCACGCUUCGUCUUCGCCGCUUUCUAGAUCGUCCGGAGGUUGUGCGGCAGCCGACCGCAUCUGGUCGUCCUCCGGCAACGGGAGAGGCCAUCGGAUUCGCUCGUGGUCAUGUCAAGCUCGUGCUGCACGAGUGCAGAUGGGAUUCCGAGCCGGACACAGCGUGGUCUGACCUGCUCAGAGAGGGCGCCGGACGACAGGAGGAGGGCGAUUCGGGAGGACGAGAGGAGUACCUGCACGGCGGGAUGUCGGUAUUCUCGCUUCAGAAGUCAUACGUUCACCACCGGGACAUCACCGAGCGAUGCAACAAGAGGGGAAGCGAAGCGACACACGGGGCCAAGCGUUCUGCGACCGCCGAUUACUUAUAUGUAGGCACGUCCUGUGGGCUCGGCCUACUCGCCGGGAACUCUCAGGUAUUGAACUCCUUGAGCGUACUCGUUCACGAGGCGAUGCUUCAUGGGCAUAUCUCUUCAUGCAUCUGGUUCGAGCCCAAGGCAAUGCUCUAUGCUUGGCGUGGUUUUACUCGAGCAGUCACUGGUUUGCUCCGCCCCUUCCGCGGCUACUUGAACAUCUCAUCUCGUUCAUGGGUGUUGUUUGGAAGUAGCACUCACUUCAUGCCAUUACAGCAGAAUACGGGCAUUGCGGGCAGUGUGACGUGCAUCUCACUUCGACAGAUGUGCGAGAGUAUAUCGCUUCCCACUCCGGAUCCAAGAGGUCGUGUUCAGAAUUUGCCUACGGGAGACUAG
Messenger RNA from Fomitopsis serialis, 816 nucleotides. RefSeq lists its product as uncharacterized. The record is from RefSeq and is a predicted model, not a curated record. NCBI's taxonomy places the organism in Eukaryota, Fungi, Basidiomycota, Agaricomycetes, Polyporales, Fomitopsidaceae. The coding region runs from base 1 to 816 and encodes 271 amino acids. The transcript is spliced from 5 exons.